Molecule: messenger RNA, 1324 nt
Organism: Aedes albopictus (Asian tiger mosquito)
Lineage: Eukaryota; Metazoa; Arthropoda; Insecta; Diptera; Culicidae
Exons: 3
Coding region: 1-675 (224 amino acids)
Source: RefSeq, a predicted model, not a curated record
AUGCAGUACAUCUUAUACACUUUCUUCUAUUUUCUUCAUUUCAGUAACGGUGGAUUCCGACCUGUAUUGGAUAAUGGCCAGCCAAGGACAACUCCGCCACUGUUUCUUCCUCCACAUUUGGCAUCCCUGGGAUCGCAAUUUGCCCCACCAUUGUUUCCAAAUCUAAAAGCGGCCUUCCCAAGUUUGUGUUCGUGCUGUCCAGCAAAGUCCCCGAUCACCACCGGGUCGUCAACGGCCACGUCCUCACCAACGUGCACUUCGCUAGCUCACUCGAUCGUCAGUGCCGGAACAACUCCAACCAGUAGCGGAUCGCUUGGCCCGUCAGAUCCCCGUUCGUCAUCGGUAGCUGAGCUACGCCGGAAAGCCCAAGAACACUCGGCAGCCCUGCUACAUUCGCUUCAAGCCGCAGCAGCUGCAGGCCUUGCCUUUCCCGGAUUCCAUCUGCCACCACUUUCGCUGCACACCGCUCUCAGUAGUGGUCGCAAGCCGAGUGAUUUCAUCAGUGAUCUCUCGAUGCACCACCACCUGAGCAGUCACGCUGCCGGACUGUCCGCCCUAGGUGCCCCCAAUCUGAACAAUAACAAUCCCACCAGCAUGAACAACAAUAGUGUGUCAAGUUUAGGUGAUUCUCCUUCCCCGACGAGACACAACGGAGACAAGUCCUCCAGUGAUUAGAAGAAAUCUGGAAAUGGUUUCGGUUCAAACGAAAAUUGUGAUGAUGGUUUUGGUAAGGAAAUCCUUGUACAUACUUAAAUGAAGCUAGGCGAAGAAAGUUCUUUGAUCGCUCGUACAUUACUAUGGUUCGUACUAAAAUGUUGAUUGCUUAGUGAGAGUAGAUUAUUAACAUUCCACGGCAACUUGCAAUAAAUUAGCAUUAGAGCAAAAGUUAGUAUUCAAAAUUACUUAAUUUAGUUGAUUAUUACGGAUAACUAGAAAAAUCGUAAGGAUUAAAAAUUUCGGUUGAACAAAACCGAUUUGCAGUAUCAUAUGAAUUUCCGAAUAUUCUCGAAACUCCAGUAUAAUUAAGUUCUACCAAUUCUUUGAUUGGCAGCAAUGUACAUACAAAUCACAAACAAUACGUAAAGCGCAAAUGAAACCGAAUCAAAAUAGCAUUUAAUUAUUUGAGUUUGAUGAAUUAUUGUAUGUAUAGAAUUUUGAAACGGUUUGUAAUCAGUACUCUGGUAUAAAAAAAUAAAACAAUUAUAACAGAUAAUCCAUUAAAGUUUUGCUUAAUUAAACACCAUCUCAAAAUAGAUGUAACAAACAAUACAAGCCAAAUAAAGAAACCGAAAAAAUACAAAUAAAUCUAUUAUGAUGAAGUUGA